Stegodyphus dumicola is the source of this 867-nucleotide messenger RNA. RefSeq names its product phosphoserine phosphatase-like. Gene Ontology annotation, molecular function: L-phosphoserine phosphatase activity; magnesium ion binding. The record is from RefSeq and is a predicted model, not a curated record. Gene Ontology annotation, cellular component: cytoplasm. NCBI's taxonomy places the organism in Eukaryota, Metazoa, Arthropoda, Arachnida, Araneae, Eresidae. Gene Ontology annotation, biological process: L-serine biosynthetic process; dephosphorylation.
CAGACACGUGUAAGGAUGACGCUUGCCAGUUUCAUUAUCGUGGAAUAUGGGACAUUUCAACUAGGUCGAAAAAAGGCAAAUUUCUUGAAAUUAAAUCAAAAAAGAUUCUAUAGUAUGGGACGUUUGGAUGACAGAGUUAAAACAGUAUGGAGAACAGCUGAUGCAGUAUGCUUUGAUGUAGAUUCUACGGUUUGUACAGAUGAAGCUAUUGAUGAGCUAGCAAAGUUUGCAGGGAGAGAAAAAGAGGUUGCUGACUUAACACAAAAGGCUAUGAAAGGAGGAAUGUCUUUUAGAGAAGCAUUAUCAAGGCGCCUAGAUAUCAUACAACCAUCUGUAUAUAUUGUCAGAAGGUAUCUCGAAACUCAUCCUCCAUCUUUAACGCCUGGCAUAAGGGAGUUGAUGUCCAUACUUCAUGAUCAUGAAGUCCCUGUAUAUCUUGUUUCUGGAGGAUUUGAUACCAUCAUUCAGCCUGUGGCAGAGGAGUUGGACAUUCCAUUUAACCAUAUAUUUGCAAAUAGAAUAAAAUAUUAUUUUAAUGGUGAUUAUGCUGGGUUUGAUGAAGAUCAGCCCACUUGUGAUCAAGAUGGGAAAGCACAAGUUGCUGCUUACCUGAAACACCGUUAUGGUUACCAAAGAUUGGUAAUGAUUGGAGAUGGUGUUACUGAUCUUGUAGCUUCACCUCCAGCUUUAAUGUUGCAGAUUGCGUUGUUCCUUAAUCUUCGAACUGGAUCCGGCUUAUCAUUUUUUAACAGGAUCAGAAAGAUAUUGCAGAACAUCAGAAUAAAUAUCUGGUGCAUCAGGCUCAUUUUCUGCUACCCAGCAUGCCUUAUAACUAUGGGAAUGGCAGCUGCAGGGGUUGUUAUUUGA